CCUUUCCAAACUCAUAUUACACGCACAAAGAAAUACAGUAGCCAGUAUCCACUGCUUGUUAGAGUUGAGUCCAAUUAGAAAUGGCUUCCAAGGCUGUUACAACUAUUGCUUUCCUUCUCUCUCUAAACCUUCUUUUCUUCACCAUGGUUUCCUCAACUUAUACACCUUGCCCACCACCCCCAAAGACACCCAAACACCCUCCCCCAAAGCCCAGCCCUAUAACUCCAGGUACAUGCCCAGAGAACACCCUUAAGCUUGGUGUUUGUGCAAACUUGUUAAAGAAUUUACUUAACGUUGUAAUUGGAACACCACCAAAGACACCUUGCUGCCCACUCAUCCAGGGUCUUGCUGAUCUUGAAGCUGCAGUUUGCCUUUGCACAGCACUUAAGGCUAAUAUAUUGGGCAUCAAUCUUAAUGUCCCAAUCUCCUUGAGCUUGCUCUUGAAUUACUGUGGAAAAGGUGUUCCACAAGGCUUCCAGUGCGCAUAAUAUAGAUUGUAUUUCCCAAACUCUCCCUUUGGUUUUCAAUAUUUGAUCAUCAUUUUUAUUGUAUUUAAUUUUCCAUGUUUUGGAAGUUGUGUUAUGUGUCUUGGCGAACUUGUUUGAAAAGCUCUCGUUAAGUACUUUUUGGUGUGUUUUGCUCAUUGCAAGGCUUUCUUGGCCUUCUUGUCUCUGAUUUUUCAUAUAAAAUGUACUGUCGGUAAAGGAUCCCAUAGUUUUGGUCACAGCA
Molecule: messenger RNA, 729 nt
Organism: Ziziphus jujuba (common jujube)
Lineage: Eukaryota; Viridiplantae; Streptophyta; Magnoliopsida; Rosales; Rhamnaceae
Product: 14 kDa proline-rich protein DC2.15
Exons: 1
Coding region: 81-488 (135 amino acids)
Source: RefSeq, a predicted model, not a curated record